Plasmodium vinckei vinckei is the source of this 1317-nucleotide messenger RNA. Its product is annotated as conserved Plasmodium protein, unknown function. The transcript has a single exon. The record is from RefSeq and is a predicted model, not a curated record. Bases 1 to 1317 code for a protein of 438 amino acids. Lineage: Eukaryota; Apicomplexa; Aconoidasida; Haemosporida; Plasmodiidae.
AUGAAAUACGCAACAGUGUUUAUCCUAUGCAACCUUUGCUUUUACUUUCAAAAAGCUUGGGGGAUAUUUCUAAACAAUAAUUUGUUUUUAAAUAAAAAAAAAGGUGUUUCAUUAUGCGAUUAUGGCAAUUCAGUUAAAAAAAAUGAAGAACAUAAUUUGGCUCGAAAAAGGUAUAUGCUAGGAUUAAUUAAUUUGUAUAAGCAUACUGAUGGAAAUUCAAAAAAAGAAAUAAAAUCAUCACCAAAAAAAAGUCGUCUAUUCUUUCUACCAAAUAGUGUAAGGUCUACAAACCGACGAGAAACAAAUGGAUCAUUGUUUUAUCAAAAUGAUAAGGAAAUAAAAAAAAUGAAUAAAAAUCGAAAAAUCGGAAAUAGUAAUAGUAAAAAUGUAUUAUAUGCAGAAAAUUAUAAAAUAAAUUUAACUGAAAAACCAAUAAUUGAAGAAGUGCCAAGAAAUGUAAAAGGGAGACUUAAUGAAUGGAUACCCGAGUUUGAUGAAAAUAAUACAUUAGGUUUUUUUCCAAUUUUGUUAGAGGAAAUGUCUAAUGAGCCAUCACCACUUCAAAUAGGUUUUGAAGAUUAUAUGCAAUUUAAUGGUGAAAAUGUUGAAGAAAUAUUUAAAAAUAUGACAAGAGAAGUUAAUAUAAAUGGUGAACCUAAAAAAAUAUUUGGUAUGUGUUUUUUUAAUCAUAAAACCGGAGCAUUAGCACCAUUAGCUGUUUAUGCAGAAGUUAAAGAUGUUACAAAAGUUGGAAAUAAUUUAGCAGUUAAAGGGUUAGUACGUGGUCGUGUUAUUAUUGAUGAGAUUAUAAAUCAAGAGCCAUGUAUUUUAGGGAAAAUUUCACCUAUAGAAGAUAAAAAAGGUUUGAUGGAUACAGAAGAAAGUUUAAAAAUAGUUGAUGAAAUUAUUCGAAUACAUGGACAAUGUACUACUAUGGAAUCGCAUUUAAUGGAACAAUUAGAUCAAUCAUUUGCAUCUAUGAAUAUUAAAUUAAGAAAUGAUUUAAAAGAAUCUAUAGAUGCAAAAUUAGAAAAAUUUCAAAUUGAUCCUUCCGAUGUAGAACAAAAACAAGCUUUUAUUCAAAUGGCAUCUUUUGCUGCUUUUGAUUUCCAUCUAAUGAUAGUUGAUAGAUAUGAUGCUCUUAUGUUACAAAAUUCAGAGGACAGACUAAGACUAGUACGUGAUAAAAUUAGACAAAAACAAAAACAGCUAGCUAUUAUUAAAAAUACUCCAAAAGAAAAAUUACAAGAAAUUCUAGAGCAAGUACAAAAUAUUAAAAAUCAAAAUAUACCUCCCCCAAAUCUUCCAAAACCAUAA